GGUUCCGGUUCCGGUUCCUCGAUGCUGGCCCGCAGCAAACACUAAACAUCUCGCCCGUCGUAACUGCCGCCGAAAACGCAGAAAAAAGAUGUUUAAUGUGCAGCUAAGAAUACUCUACAUAAUGUGCUUAAUAACAACUUUGAAGGGGACCCUGAAAGAAGCCCGCAAAUCUGGCAAAAUAUACAUACAACAAUGGCGCACCUAUGACCCGGCGUCUCACCUGGUAGGAAACAACCCGGGAGAGUUCGGUGGAUUUGCCCGGCGUCUUUCCGAUGAGGAAUGGUUGCGGUUUGAGGCAGAAGAAAGAGCUUUCCGAAAAACCCUAGACACAAAGCUGAUCGACGAUAGACAGAGGAUAACAUAUACUGGAACAGACCCGACACAGUGGAAUAAACUCAUGGCGAUCCUAAACGGAAUAUACCAUAAAAAUGGCACGUUUUCUGCGCAUAAUCGAAACGGAAGACCUUACGGAAUACCUCUUCUUAAAUACACAGUGAGGAUUCUCAACAAACUGCCGAAUACUGACAAACCCCCAACAGACAGAACACCGGAGGCUCUGACAGAGUGGAUAGAGAAACAGUUCCGCUUUAUGCGCGAGGUCAUUCAACCAGCGCUCAACAGAACAACGAGAACGCAGCAGAAAAGGCUCCCCAGAAAGGUGAUCUGUGGAGACCAACUGACUAGACCAAUCCAACUAAGAACUGGCAUCAAGACAGGCUGCCCAUGGAGCGCAGUAAACUUUAUCCUAGCCCUUAACCAGUGGCUCAAAUGGCUGUGCCUCUGCUCCUCCUCGCAUAUCAGAUCGCCAAACCCUGUCCAGGCCUAUGCAGAUGAUGUUCAGGUGUCAUCCAGGGAUGAGAAAGUGAUUAAAACCAUGCUCUCUCAUACUGAUAAAUUCAUGCGGUGGUCCGGACUAGAGGUGAAAAACACCAAGUGUGCUGUGUUUUACGAGAGACGCAGUGGAGGUAACAGGUGGUAUCAAGCCAAGAAAGACAAGCCACCCUCCUUUUCCAUCAUGGGCAAUGAAAUUAAAGUGUAUGCGUGCCAUGAAACUUACUGCUAUAUCGGACACCGGUUUAACAUCGCGGGUGAAUGGGAAGAGCAAAUACACGAACUUAGCAGUGAAUACUGCACAAGACUGGACAUGGUGGACUCAUCCCCUCUCCCUGUUGCAAUGAAGCUACAGGCCAUAAGAGAGAUUGCCCUUUCCAAAAUACAGCAUCUCUUCGCAAACAUACAUAUUCCUAAAUGCAUCUUAAACGAGCUGAAUAAUAAGACUGUAAGCUUGGCAAGACGCUGGAUAGGACUAAAUACACACUUGACAAGAGACGUGCUGUUCCACAGGUCCAGAGAGGGAGGGCUGGGCGUCCCUCACAUAGAGUGGGUAUAUACUGCCGCCAGAAUAAGCAACCUGUUAAGGAUGUUAAAUAAUGAUGACGCAGCUGUGCGUGAGCUUGCCCGAGCCUCACUUUUACUACAUCUAGGGAAACGCAAGGUCCCUCUUUGUAUAUUAGAUGACGCCAGCUUCCUUGGGUUCAGAAGAAAACCCAGUGGAAAAUUGGACACUAAUACACCAGGCUUCGGUGUGUGCUCGGACUGGCUGGACCUGAAUGACCUCUGUAACCGUGCAAACAUCCAACUGCGCUGGAGGAACAUAGCAGGACAGUCGGUGGAAGCCAAUGAGAACAUCUGCACGGAUCCAACCAUCACGGCAGAGGCAACCAUUACAACUGAUGACAACAUUCAACUUCUUGAUACUCAAAACAUCAGAAGGACAAUAAUCGACCACUUUCACUUGCGUAUGAUACAACACUGGACAGGCCUACGCCUACAAGGACAAUUGGCCUGCCUGCCCUGUGCUGACCAGAACCUAUCACACACAGUUUUGAAAAACACAGCCCUACAAGACGACAUUUACAGAUUUACAAUUAAAGCUCGUCUUCAGGUACUACCAACAAAGUCCAAUUUAGCAAUCUGGUUUCCAUCUGCACAUGAGCCGUUUUGCCUGCAACAUUACAGCCGGCAAAGAGAGACGAUCGCGCACAUCCUUAACGGCUGCUCUGCCUAUAAAGGACUGUACAUCGCGCGCCACGACCGUAUCGUUGCACUCUCAGCGAAGGAGCUCAGAGACAAUGUCAGCCAUACCACAAUCCACUGUAACGAAAAGAUCAAGACAGACUGGUUCCCUCUUUCACAUGAACAGUGCGUUACAUUGGGAAACUGCUACAAAUCACUUACCAAAUACACCGGAUAUAUUUGUAAUUAAUGAACACACCAAAGCUGUUACAAUAAUAGAAAUCGGUUGCUCUUUUGAUGCCUACAUGGACACCUGCUAUGCU
Molecule: messenger RNA, 2339 nt
Organism: Cyprinus carpio (common carp)
Lineage: Eukaryota; Metazoa; Chordata; Actinopteri; Cypriniformes; Cyprinidae
Source: RefSeq, a predicted model, not a curated record